AAUCAGUUUCAGCGGUAGAAGUUUUGUGCUUGCGAGUGUUUACGAUUCCCAUCUAUCUCUUGGUGAAGGCGUCUACUUGUCAAUUCUUCGAGAUCGAGGCCAUAUCUUCUUCCAAAAGGAGGAAUUGGUGGGUGGAUGGCUGUAAAGCAUAUUAAUUGGAGCAUUAACUAACUCAAUCGAAGACCCGACAGAGCAACGCCGGUCCUCCGCAAUCAUCAUGGAUUCCACUCUUCUCCGCGGCUUUCGUUUCCAACCACCACCAGUUGACGUUGCUAGGGCUUUGACUUGUAAUAUUCUAUCUCGGACUCUCGAUCGGGAAGUUUCGUUAUCGGAGUGAACACGUUCGCCUCCUGGAAGUCAAAAAAGUCGGCUCCUUGGACUCGCUGUAGUUCAACUGGGUUUCUUCGAUUUAUUCUGCAUCUGUAGAUCAUCUGGUGGAGGAAAGGUGCGGCUUUGUUCCGGCUUUCGCCGGUUUCUUCUGCUUCCCUGAUCCUUGUUCGUCCUGCAAAUUAAGUUUUAGGGUGAGUAGAAAAGGAAUUUUUUGUUUUUUGCUCGAUUGCUGAGCUUGGGGAAAUAUCGGAAACUAUGGAUGUUACUAGCUGGCAGGAGAUGCUACGGAGUAUGUUGCCUCCAGGGACUCCCAUCCCAGAGGCGCCAGACAACCUCGAUUACUCCAUUGCCAUCGAGUAUGACGGCCCUCCUGUGACUUAUGAGCUUCCGAGGGUUGAGCCUGUCGAUGUGAUCCCUACAGCUGAGCCUGUUCUUGAAUCUCAUAUGUCCGGGAACGGCACAAUUGCCCCAGUAGUUGAUCAAAUUCCGUUGCCGGUUUCUCUGGUCGCUCGAUGUGCUGACUCUCCACCCCGAAGUCUACGGGCCUCUGGGAGCUCUGAGUCUGUUGAUUCUGUCUUGCAGAAUGAAGAGUUCACUGAUGCAUCCCAUUCGGCUUCUCCAGUUUCUGCACAUAGCAUGCCAAAUGGGCAGCCUAGGCAACAGGUUAACGAGGGGAGGAGGACAUCAGUAGUUACUUUCAAGGAAAAAUCAGAAAGUAAAGAGUUAUUCGAAGAUAUAUCAGGUUCUCCUCAGUUCCUUGGUGUUACCAGCAAGGAGAAGAAAAAAAGAGUGUGUUGUAGAUGUGGGAAGAGAAAGUGGGAGCGCAAAGAAGUGUGUAUUGUUUGUGAUGCCAGGUAUUGCAGCUACUGUGUGCUCAGAGCCAUGGGAUCUAUGCCGGAAGGGCGGAAGUGUGUUAGUUGCAUUGGACAGCCUAUUGACGAGUCCAAUCGUUCAAAACUUGGUAAGAGUUCAAGGACAUUAGCUCGUCUUCUUAGUCCACUGGAAGUUAGGCAAAUAUUGAAAGCGGAGAAGGAAUGCCAUGCAAAUCAACUCCGCCCGGAACAGCUCAUUGUGAAUGGAUUUCCACUAAGGCAAGAGGAGAUGGCAGAAUUAUUUAGCUGCACAAUGCCUCCUCAAAAGUUGAAGCCUGGAAGGUAUUGGUAUGACAAAGAAUCCGGCCUCUGGGGAAAGGAAGGAGAGAAACCUGAUAGAAUUAUUAGUUCUAACUUGAAUUUCACCGGCAAGCUUCAGACUGAUGCUAGCAAGGGAAAUACUGAAGUUUACAUUAAUGGAAGACAAAUAACAAGAAUUGAACUAAGGGUGCUUAAGCUUGCUAAAGUUCAAUGUCCACGUGAUACACAUUUCUGGGUGUACGAUGACGGUCGUUAUGAGGAGGAAGGUCAAAAUAAUAUCAGGGGGAAAAUCUGGGAAUCGGCAUUAACAAGAUUUGCAUGUUCAUUAUUCUCUUUACCUGUACCACAUUCAGUUCCUAGUGGCCCUAAAAGUGAGGCAUCCCACUUAACCAGACUCUUGCCUGGUUAUCUUGAACAGAGAGUCCAAAAAUUUUUGCUCCUUGGACCCCAGGGAUCAGGAACUGGCACUAUUUUUAAACAGGCUAAGCUUAUGUAUGGAAAUAACUUUUCUCAAGAAGAAUUGGAAAACAUGAAAUUGAUGGUACAAAGCAAUAUGUACAAGUAUCUAAGUAUUUUACUGGAAGGCCGAGAACGCUUUGAGGAGGAGGCUUUGACUAAGAUGGAACAGAGAGUAUCUGAUGAAGGACAUUCUUAUGAAGGUCAAGAAGAAAGUGAAGCUAGUAGGCCAAAUCAAUGUAUUUACUCUAUCAACGGAAGAUUAAAGCAGUUUUCUGAUUGGCUUUUGGACAUAGUAGCCAUGGGGGACUUGGAUGCUUUUUUCCCUGCUGCAACGCGUGAAUAUGCUCCAUUGGUUGAAGAGAUGUGGAGAGAGCCUGCUAUACAAGAAACAUAUAAGAGAAGAAAUGAACUCCACUUUCUUCCAGAUGUUGCCAAAUACUUCUUGAAUAAGGCUGUUGAGAUAUCAAGCAAUGAGUAUGAGCCUUCAGAGAAGGAUAUAUUGUAUGCGGAAGGAGUAACUCAAGGGAAUGGGUUAGCCUUUAUCGAGUUCUCACUUGAUGACCACAGUCCAAUGUCAGAACUCUACAACGACAAUCUUGAAGCCCACUCCCAAUCACUUCCUAAGUACCAAUUGAUUCGAGUAAGCUCAAAGGGCAUGAAUUACGGCUGUAAAUGGGUUGAAAUGUUUGAGGAUGUCCGCCUAGUAAUCUUCUGUGUGGCACUCAGUGACUAUGACCAGUUAACAUCUCCUGUCACUGGUAGUAAUAAACCUUUGCAGAAUAAAAUGAUGCAAAGCAAGGAGUUGUUUGAGGCCACAGUCAGGCACGUGUGCUUCCACAAUACCCCAUUCGUCCUCGUGCUCAACAAGUAUGACUUGUUCGAGGAGAAGAUAAACCGCGUGCCCCUGUCUUCCUGCGAGUGGUUCAGUGGGUUCUCCCCGUUGAGGACCAACCAGAGCAACCAGAAUCUAGCACAGCAGGCUUACUAUUACAUCGCCAUCCAGUUUAAGGAUCUCUACUCCACCCUCACCGAUCAGAAACUGUUUGUUUGGCAAACACGAGCACGAGACCGCCCUUCAGUGGAUGAAGCCUUCAAGUACAUGCGAGAAGUGCUUAAGUGGGCCGAUGAGAAGGAUGAGAAUAUUAUCUGCAUGGAAGAUUCCUUCUAUAGCACCACAGAGUUGAGCGCACCAAUUAUCCAGCAGGAAUGAUCGACUCGAUCUCCCUCUCUCCCUCUCUCGGCUCAAAUUUUUGUGUGCAUAGUAUCUUUGUAUCUGAUGUAUAAUCUAACUCCAGAUUCUCUGGCUUACAAUCCAAGUUCUGAUGAUUAAGAAUGUGAUUGCUUGCUCUGCCCUUCUGUAUAAUGGAAAUCAAGUUUCAUGGCGAACUUGAAUUCUCAUAAAAUUGUCCUCAUAAAAUUUAGAGAAGUUAGGAAGAUACUACACCAUGAAAAUUUAAGGCCAAAUUUGUAUGAUUACGACUUUGUAUGUACAGUGACAAAAUCUCUAUUGUUGGUGUCCUAUUGUCUUUGUUAAUCAUAUAGCCAUCUGUUAACUAAUUUGUGCCGCA
This is a messenger RNA of Zingiber officinale, 3490 nucleotides long. RefSeq names its product extra-large guanine nucleotide-binding protein 3-like. The record is from RefSeq and is a predicted model, not a curated record. Gene Ontology annotation, biological process: adenylate cyclase-modulating G protein-coupled receptor signaling pathway. Bases 586 to 3132 code for a protein of 848 amino acids. Gene Ontology annotation, molecular function: G-protein beta/gamma-subunit complex binding; guanyl nucleotide binding; G protein-coupled receptor binding. Lineage: Eukaryota; Viridiplantae; Streptophyta; Magnoliopsida; Zingiberales; Zingiberaceae. The transcript has 11 exons. Gene Ontology annotation, cellular component: heterotrimeric G-protein complex.